Messenger RNA from Penicillium cinerascens, 501 nucleotides. RefSeq lists its product as uncharacterized. The record is from RefSeq and is a predicted model, not a curated record. The coding region runs from base 1 to 501 and encodes 166 amino acids. NCBI's taxonomy places the organism in Eukaryota, Fungi, Ascomycota, Eurotiomycetes, Eurotiales, Aspergillaceae. The transcript has a single exon.
AUGGCCCCCAACCUCUUCCUCUGCCUGCGUACCGUCUGCUGUCCCGCCUACUGGUUCCAGCACGGUGAUCGCGUCAACAGCGAAGUCAACCGAGAACAACACUGGGAAUCCCCCGUUCCGGGAACUUACAAGUUCUUGCCAGGUCGUGGCUGGCACCUCAUUCGCCGUGAUGGAUGUGAGCACGACGAAAAGGUUCCUGCUGCUCUCGUCUACUGCCGCAUCCUCCAUCGCUACAUGUUCGAGUCCGAACUCGAAGAGCGAUGCCGCUGGUUCUCGGCUCCGCUGCAUAAGGGCACCCAGCCCGAACAGCUGCGCUUCUUCCUUCUCGACAACGGCAUCCAUUGGGUCGCCGGAUGGGAUACCAAGGGCCGUUUCAUCCCUGGCCCCUACCCCAAAUGGUACCUGGAUGAGGAUGGCGAGACUAUACGCCGCGGCUCCUCGCCUCCCACCAGUGCAAAUGUCUCCCAAUGCAACAGUAUCAUCGCGGGUAAGUUUGAUUGA